Messenger RNA from Lycium barbarum (goji berry), 2702 nucleotides. Its product is annotated as alkylbase DNA glycosidase-like protein mag2. Gene Ontology annotation, biological process: base-excision repair; base-excision repair, AP site formation; DNA alkylation repair. NCBI's taxonomy places the organism in Eukaryota, Viridiplantae, Streptophyta, Magnoliopsida, Solanales, Solanaceae. Gene Ontology annotation, molecular function: DNA-3-methyladenine glycosylase activity; alkylated DNA binding; DNA-7-methylguanine glycosylase activity. The record is from RefSeq and is a predicted model, not a curated record. Gene Ontology annotation, cellular component: protein-DNA complex; nucleus. The transcript is spliced from 2 exons. The coding region runs from base 1247 to 2278 and encodes 343 amino acids.
GGUGAAAAUGGUUAACUAAAUAUUCAAAAUCUUUUGUGUCCAAUUUUAGUGCGAUGAACCAAACACUCAACAAAAAUAAUCCAUGUAUUACUAAUCCAUAUAUUACUAAUCCCUACAUUGCUAAUCCCUGCGUUAUUAAUCUAUGUAUAACUUGUCUUUGAACCAAACGACCCCUUAAUGCCUGCUCCUACCGCUUACAGAACUGCUCCAAAAGAAUUGAGCAAACAUUCUGUUUGGCUAGUCUAAUACACAUCUUGGAGGGUUAAGUGUUAAUAAUUGAUGUAUAGGAAUGUUUUAGCUAUUUACACUAUUCUCAGUUUGAAAAUAUUUGUCUGAUUUUGAAUUGACACGAAAUUUAAGAAAGUAAAAAGACUUUCAAAAUUUGUGAUUGUUAACUAAAGAUGUGUAAAAUAUACUAUAAUUCUUGUGCUCUUCAAUAUGUCAUGUGUAAAGUUAUAAUUAAAAAGUACUAAAAAAAGAAAGAGAUAUUAUUUUUUGAAACGUACUAAAAAAGGAAAGUAAAACAAAUAAAUUGAAACAAGUGAAUAUUAGUAGUAGUUCUAUGUGUAUUACAUUUUGGGCAAAAGUGCAAAUAUAUCCCUCAACUUUGCGACUUAGAGCAGAUAUACCCCUCGUUAGAAAAGUGGUUUAUAUAAAUCCUGUCAUUAAAAAAUAAUGCAAAUAUACCCUUUUCACUGACGAGAGUUUUUUUAAAAAAUCAUUUAGGUUAUAUUUUAAUUAAAAAAUACCACGUAACUUUAAGAAAAGUCUACCUAUUUUUUUUUUAGUAGACAUAUUUUUCUAAAGCCAUGGUAAUUUUUUUUUCUUGUGUGUCGGAUAUGAUUCGUUUAAAAAAAUAUCUCGUGACUUUAAAAAGAAUAAGUCUACUCAUUUUUAAAAUGAACUAGACCCGACCUAUCAGAAAAAAAAUUAUUAUGUGGCUUUAGAAAAGUAUGUCUCCUCAAAUAAAGGGUAGUUUUUUUUUUUUUAAGUAACGAGAUUAUUUUUAAUUAAAAAAUAAUUUAAAUGAUUUUCUUAAAAGAACCCGUUAGUGAAAAGGAAAUAUUUGUACUAAUUUAUAAUGGUAGAAUAUAUACACCACUUCUACUCUUAAUCCACCUUUGCUCUUACAUUUUGGUCCCACCUUACGAGAGAGCUCACCUUUUGGCGCACAGCAACAAUACCGUUGAGCUGCCGCACAACCUCAAUUUCCACAGAGUCACCGUCACCUCCACAACCCCCGGCCAUGGGUGAACAGACCCAAAUACAAACGAAAACGGAAACUCCACCUCAACCCCAACAACAAUCUCUACCCAAUUCUGAUGAUUUUCCCCAAAACCCCUCUAACCCUUCCAAAAUCCCAAUUCGACCCCAAAAAAUCCGUAAACUCUCCUCUUCCACCCCCCAAUCCUCCAAUGGAAAAGAAACAACCAAGAAUCGCCGCAAGACUGCACCCAAAUCAAACCGUGUUUUGCCCCAAAUCAUCAAGCCCUUAACAUUUAACGGAGAAAUCGAUAAUGCACUCCAGCACCUCCGUUCUGUGGACCCACUUCUCUCUUCCUUAAUGGAUACACUUCCACCCCCACAAUUUGAAACCCACCAUUCUGCUUUUUUAGCUCUUAGCAAAAGCAUUCUUUAUCAGCAACUAGCGUAUAAAGCAGGAACUUCAAUUUACACUCGUUUCGUUUCCCUUUGUGGAGGCGAAAACGCUGUUUGCCCUGAUAUUGUGUUAUCCCUAUCUGCUCAACAGCUUAAGCAGGUUGGGAUAUCGGGGCGAAAGGCCAGUUAUCUUUAUGAUUUAGCGAAUAAGUAUAAAAGUGGGAUUUUGUGUGAUGAGAGCCUGUUUAAGAUGGAUGAUAGGUCGUUGUUUACCAUGCUUUCGAUGGUGAAGGGUAUUGGUUCUUGGUCAGUGGAUAUGUUUAUGAUAUUUUCGCUUCAUAGACCGGAUGUUUUGCCUGUUAGUGAUUUGGGGGUAAGGAAAGGUGUGCAAUUGCUAUAUGGAUUGGAGGAAUUGCCAAGACCGUCGCAGAUGGAGGAGCUGUGUGAGAAAUGGAAGCCGUAUAGAACUGCAGGGGCGUGGUAUAUGUGGCGGUUAGUGGAAGGGAAAGGGAGUCCAACUAAUGCUGCAGCGGCGCCGAUUGAUGGUGGUAAUGUGCAUGCAUUGCAGCAAAUUCAGACUGAACAGGAGACACAGCAACAGCAACAGCAACAUCAACUGCAGCUUCUCGAGCCAAUUAACGGUAUCGAGAAUCUUGGGGCUUGCAUUUGGAGCCAAUGAUUGAAGCGUUCAGAUUUUGAUUAGACUAAUUUCUGAGGCUGGAAAAGAAUUCAAAUUUCAAGCAUGUGUUAAUACUGAGCUUAUGUUGCAGAGACUGUGAAGUUGUAAUAGCAAGCAAUUUUGCUUCUUCGGUUAUUCAAGUUUGUCAUUAGUUGUGAGAAGUUAGUGUUAUAAAGGACUGUCGUUAGAUGGCAGACCCUCAGUUGUUCGAUUGAUGUGGGGAACUGCACUUUCUGGGUAAGGAGGUAAUGCGAUGCUCACAAUUACUACUGUUUUGUCUUCCUCUCAAUUCUCAUGCCGCCUUUAAAUGUAAAAAGCACUGGAAUAAACUGCUUCUAACUGUGUUAUGAUUUUUAGCAAUGGCAAUGUAACAUAAAUAAAUCUGUACUUAAAUAGAGCUAUAGCCCUCGUCCUUGUUUCUUUC